UCACUGAGGCGACCUAUUGAAGAUGAAACGCUCCUCUGUUCUCAUUCCUCUCCGCACUCAACUUAGUAGCGCUGUCUCAGACGAUGCUUUUCUGCCUGCUCUGGCAGCACGAGCAUCUCCAAUGUAGAUAAACUUACUUUCGCACUGGGGAAACGUUAUGAUAUCGAAUCAGUUCUCGUUUAUUAACUUGACAUCAAAAUGUUUUCUCGGCGGAGGUGCCGAAGAACAAAUGGCGUUAUACUGUUCCACCUGCAGUAUUUGGGAGAUGAUUUAAAUGCCGCGGAUGACUAGGUGAUCACGAGAAGGAAGUGCAUUUUGUACAGAUGUUUUGGAUCUUUUUUUCCUCUUCCUUUUUCAUUUUCUGAGAAGUCAUUUAAUGAUCGGGGAAGGAUAAUUGUGUUUCUGGAUAUGUCAUUUCUGAAGUGGGCAUGAUCAGCUUACAUUUGUAAAUAUUAUAGACAUUCGGAUUAUCUGUUCUGUUGGAGUAGGCAUUUUUUUGCACCAACUCGAAUUGGAAUGAUUUUUUGUGGUCUUAUCAUCACGAAGGUGCACUUGCUCGCUUGAUUACGAUUCCAACAAAGUGGAACCAGACAUUUCAACGCGCAUGGAGACUUGCAAUUUAAGGGACCUGGGACACUCUCCUUGAAUGCGUCAGACUGCCGCGGCGAAGGAUGGGCCCUUUUCUCCCGGCGAUUUGCGUCGUGCUGCUCGCCCUGAACGCCGCUGUCUCGCCGGCCUCUGUCGGCCCUGAGGACUAUCCCGCCGUGGACGAGGCUGAGAGAACUGCCAACAAUGACAUCAUUUUCGAUGACUACCGAGGGAAAGGCUGCGUGGAUGACAGUGGCUUCGUGUACAAGCUCGGAGAACGCUUCUUCCCGGGUCACUCGAACUGCCCGUGCGUGUGCACGGAGGACGGUCCUGUCUGUGACCAACCCGAGUGUCCUAAAAUACACCCCAAGUGCACCAAGGUGGAACACAACGGAUGUUGCCCCGAAUGCAAGGAGGUCAAAAACUUCUGUGAAUAUAGAGGGAAGACGUAUAAAAUCCUGGAGGAGUUCAAGCCUUCACCCUGUGAAUGGUGUCGCUGUGAGCCAAAUAACGAGGUGCACUGUGUGGUCGCUGACUGUGCAGUACCAGAGUGCGUCAACCCAGUGUAUGAGCCAGAACAGUGCUGCCCCAUCUGUAAAAACGGUCCAAAUUGCUUCGCUGGCACGACGAUCAUCCCAGCUGGCAUUGAAGUGAAGGUGGACGACUGCACCAUCUGUCGAUGCCACAGCGGAGACUGGUGGAAGCCUGCGCAGUGCUUGCGCCGGGAGUGUCUCAACGGUCAGCCGUCAUCAUAGAAGCCCUCUGGAGCUGAAGGGAGGGACACUAUGCGAUGUGCAACACGGUUGGCGGCGGAGGGACGGCCCACCUUGUGACAACGAGGGACUGAUUGGCAGGAGAACAAUUCCUCUGGCAAACUGAGAUGGCUGGACAUGCUGAGAUACAUGGGGACAUACUGUACACGCAGAUAUACACACACACACACGCACACACACAUAAAAGUCCUUGGCAGAGUCAUAAUAAGUGUCUUUCACUGAGGACACAUUUUUCUCUUGUGAUUAGUUCAUACUAGGGUGAACCUCAUGAAAACUUUUCACUCCAAAAUCAAGAGAAUGAAAUUAAAAAUGAUCCUUUUGCAUAAAUUCAUUAGAAUCUUUAUCACAUUUAUUUUUUUUUUAUAAAAAUUUGUCAAAAUUAGCAUUUUAAAUUUGCCUGAAAAUUGUUUUAUUUAUUUUUGUAACUCCACAUUAUUCACAGGCUUCU
Messenger RNA from Carassius gibelio (silver crucian carp), 1809 nucleotides. RefSeq names its product von Willebrand factor C domain-containing protein 2-like. The coding region runs from base 672 to 1343 and encodes 223 amino acids. The transcript is spliced from 4 exons. Lineage: Eukaryota; Metazoa; Chordata; Actinopteri; Cypriniformes; Cyprinidae. Gene Ontology annotation, biological process: negative regulation of BMP signaling pathway. Gene Ontology annotation, cellular component: AMPA glutamate receptor complex. Gene Ontology annotation, molecular function: protein binding. The record is from RefSeq and is a predicted model, not a curated record.